This is a messenger RNA of Beauveria bassiana ARSEF 2860, 423 nucleotides long. RefSeq lists its product as uncharacterized. NCBI's taxonomy places the organism in Eukaryota, Fungi, Ascomycota, Sordariomycetes, Hypocreales, Cordycipitaceae. The record is from RefSeq and is a predicted model, not a curated record. The coding region runs from base 1 to 423 and encodes 140 amino acids. The transcript has a single exon.
AUGGCAGAGUGUCUAGUCUUUCAAGUCAUCCUCCUCCGCGAGGGCCUCGCCAUCUUCACCCAGUACGAGCCCAUCGGCAGCGGCGGCGGCGGCGGCGGCUCCAUGUUUCUCUUUGCCGGGACGGGCCAGGAGCCGCGCUGCGCCGUCGGCGACGUCGCCACGAGCCUGAUGCGACACCCAAAGUACGCCGGGUGCAAGCUGCUCGGCUCGAUGCGCAGGGACCGGGUCGACGAGGCGUGGGCGCUGUGCCGCGCGUACGUCGAGGACGAGAGGCACAAGCACGCGUGCGUCACGGACUGGUGCGUGGCGGCGGCCGCGAUGCUCGCGGAGCGGAGGGUCGUCGUGGCCAAGAAGUGGUGGCUUCUGCCUCAGAAGACGCCGCGCGGAAAGCUCCUAGACCGCACGUCGAGGGAUGUGCUGUGA